GAUAUAGUAAAGCAGCCUGUUUUGUCACGAUGGAAAAGCUCUACUCGGUUGAGAAGUGCCCGCAAAGUUACGAUCAGUAUGAGUUUACCCUGCCCGACCUGUACCGCAAACUAGCAAAGGAUGAGCUCCGCGAGGACGACGAGAUUCGGGAGCAAUCGUUGACGCAGAUGAGGGAGUGGAUUGCCAAACAUCCGUACAUACGCAAGUGCCGAACGGAUGCGUCGUUUCUGUUGCGCUUUUUGCGCUUCCGAAAGUACUCCGUACCGAUGGCGUGUGAGGCGCUGGAGCGAUACCUUGCGAUGCGUGAGACCUUUCCGCAGUGGUUUAAGAAUCUUGAUUGCAAUGAUCCCGCAAUGCGAGAAAUGCUUCAGGACGGUGUGUUUACGAAGCUCGGCCAAGAUGCCGAGGGCAGGACGGUGAUCCUCUUCCGGUUUGCCCGUUUCAAUGUGGACAAGUUUAGCUCACUGCAGGAAGGUCGCUUUACGGUGCUGCUGAUCGAGACCCUGCUCGAGUGUGAAGAGCUACAGAUCGGUGGCUUUCGGGUGCUGAUCGAUUAUACUGGCUCAGUGUUAAAGCACUACGGCAUUUGGGGCGUUUCGGACAUGAAGGUGUUUAUGGAUGCGAUCAACCGCUCGUACCCGAUACGGAUCCGUGAGGUGCAUGGUGCCAAGUUUCCUAAGUUUGCUGUUUCGUUACUAAACUUGCUGCUGACGUUCGCUAGCCCAAAGUUAAAGGAUCGCAUCACAUGUCACAACAGCGUCGAGGAAAUGGCAAAGCGAUGCGAAUCGACACUUUUACCCAAGGAGUGGGGCGGUGUCUGUGAUUUGCAGGAGUUCAAUCAACGGUUCCAGGAUCAUUUAGAGGACAGACGGCAGGUGCUGCUGGCGUUGGAUGAAAUGGAUAUUGAUACGACGAAUUAUACUUCACUCUGGAAACACCACGAAGCGCCCGAGAACGAAAUAGAUAGUGGAGCGAUGGGAACCUUUAGAAAGCUUGAUGUGGAUUAAAUGUCUAUCAUAAAGUAUACUUGGUGAACGAUUAUGAUACUUGAGCAUUGGUGAAUUAAGUGUUAACGUGAUUUUUAUGAUUUUUAGAGGCUACUAACCUAGUGUAUAAUUGUCGAGUUAAACAACACAGCAUAUUUCCUGAUUCAUUCAAAAUACACAAUGGUUGCUGGUACAAAUGUCUCUACUAGUUAUUUUUUCCUAUUUUCAAUAACUUCGCAAACCUAACAAAUCAUGAUAUUUUGGAAAACUGAUCUAAUCUUGAUAUGGAAACAAUUUUCACUAUCUUUCAUUUUUUCUUCUUCUUCUUUGGCACAACAACCGUUGUCGGUCAAGGCUUGACUGUACCCACUAGUGAA
Molecule: messenger RNA, 1363 nt
Organism: Anopheles merus
Lineage: Eukaryota; Metazoa; Arthropoda; Insecta; Diptera; Culicidae
Product: retinaldehyde-binding protein 1-like
Exons: 2
Coding region: 30-1007 (325 amino acids)
Cellular component (GO): membrane
Molecular function (GO): phosphatidylinositol bisphosphate binding
Source: RefSeq, a predicted model, not a curated record